Molecule: messenger RNA, 2109 nt
Organism: Chelmon rostratus (copperband butterflyfish)
Lineage: Eukaryota; Metazoa; Chordata; Actinopteri; Chaetodontiformes; Chaetodontidae
Gene: tuba5
Product: tubulin alpha 5
Exons: 5
Coding region: 141-1490 (449 amino acids)
Biological process (GO): mitotic cell cycle; microtubule cytoskeleton organization
Cellular component (GO): cytoplasm; microtubule
Molecular function (GO): structural constituent of cytoskeleton; GTP binding
Source: RefSeq, a predicted model, not a curated record
GCAGAUAUAAAGGGCGGCUGGCAGCGGGUGGGACAUAUUACCUGUCCCAGAACGGAGCAGAGGAACUACAGGUCUGUCCGGAGCAGAUAAACUUAUAGAAACCUGCACCAAGACCAGCUACUUACAACAUCUGGAGCAACAUGAGAGAGUGCAUCUCUAUCCAUGUGGGCCAGGCAGGUGUCCAGACAGGAAAUGCCUGCUGGGAGCUCUUCUGCCUUGAGCACGGCAUCGGUCCUGAUGGCGUCUUCCUGGAGACUCCGGCAGAGCCAAACUCUCGUGAUGACCCCUUCAACACCUUCUUCAAUACUGGGAGCUCUGGGCGUCAUGUUCCAAGAGCGAUAUAUGUGGACUUGGAGCCCACAGUUGUUGAUGAAGUCAGGGUUGGAAAGUACAGGGACCUUUUCCACCCUGAGCAACUGAUCUCUGGAAAGGAGGACGCAGCCAACAACUACGCACGUGGCCAUUACACUGUUGGGAAAGAAAUCAUUGACGCAGUCAUGGAGCGUGUUCGUAAAAUGACGGACCAGUGCACAGGUCUGCAGGGGUUCCUCGUCUUUCACAGCUUCGGAGGUGGAACUGGCUCUGGCUUCACCUCUCUGCUGAUGGAGCGUCUGUCUUUGGACUACGGCAAGAAAUCCAAGCUUGAGUUCGCUGUCUACCCAGCUCCCCACGUGUCAACCGCUGUGGUGGAGCCCUACAACGCCAUCCUGACCACCCACACCACCUUGGAGCACUCGGACUGUGCCUUCAUGGUGGACAACGAGGCCAUCUACGACAUAUGUCGCCGCAACAUGGACAUCGAGAGUCCUGGUUACAUCAACCUGAACAGGUUGAUCGGUCAGAUUGUGUCGUCCAUCACGGCCUCCCUCCGUUUUGAUGGCUCCCUCAAUGUGGAUCUGAUGGAGUUCCAGACCAACCUGGUCCCAUUUCCGCGUAUCCACUUCCCACUGGUCACCUACUCACCCAUCAUCUCCGCCGAGAAGGCGUACCACGAGCAGCUGACCGUGUCGGAGAUAACGAGCGCCUGCUUCGAGCCGACCAAUCAGAUGGUCAAGUGUGACCCUCGUCACGGCAAGUACAUGGCAUGCUGCAUGCUGUACCGAGGCGAUGUCGUCCCCAAAGAUGUAAACGCCGCCAUUGCAAAUAUAAAGACCAGACGCUCCAUUCAGUUUGUUGACUGGUGCCCAACUGGCUUCAAGGUUGGCAUUAAUUAUCAACCUCCAACUGCAGUUCCUGGUGGUGACCUGGCCAAAGUCCAGAGGGCCGUGUGCAUGCUGAGCAACACCACCGCCAUCGCUGAGGCCUGGUCUCGCCUCGACCACAAGUUCGAUCUCAUGUACGCUAAGCGUGCGUUCGUCCACUGGUACGUGGGUGAAGGCAUGGAGGAGGGAGAGUUUGCAGAGGCCAGAGAGGACCUGGCCUGUCUCGAGAAGGAUUACGAGGAGUUGGGUGACAUGAGCCCCGAUUCUGAAAAUGACGACGAAUAUUGAUCCCUGUGAGGUUUUGGGCUGUGACGGCAUUGCUGCACUGCAAACCUUCUCAGCAAGAGUUAAACAGAUCGACGAUCUUUCUCGCCAUGUUUUUAGAAUGUCAGCUUUAGAUUAAGAAGACGACCUACAAUAAGUUGCAUUUGAAUUGUGCUGUAAAAUAAAGUCUGUUUUGGCACAUGCAUUUGCAGGAAACCUCUGCCCCCUGUCUGUCCCCCCACGUUUCCUGUCUGCCUCUCCACUGAAUACUACUGAAUGAAGGCAGACAUACCCAAAAGAUUACCUCAAGAAACACGUCCAGGCAAAAUAACCGUGAGAGCCUAUUAAUAAAAAGACGAGGUGAAAUGAAAUCUUGCAUAACACUGUCGAACACUUUCGUUUGCUUUAUCUCCUCGUAGUCCAGGGUCCCACAGACCCACCACUAAACCUGUAAAAGUAGUCAACCAUUUUUUUCCUUUUAAUACUUUGUUUGCUUUUCUUCUGAUAAAGACAACAAAAAACUGAAAUUACACCAAAUGAAAUAGUUUUACAGAAGGGAAAACUUUAUGUUACACGGGUUAUGUAUUGCCAAUAAAAUAAACAGUUAAAGACAAAGAAAUGUUCAGGAUGCUUCCUACACAUU